GAAUCGUACGGUCGGGUGUCGAGAACGAGGCGUAACGCGCAUUACUCGCCCCUGUAAAAGGGAACGAAAACGGAAAAGGAUAGAUAUAUACGUUGUUCGUUUUUUGCGCGAGACUUGAGUGAAGAUUUUUUCAGAGAGCUAAUCCUCCCUGUGGAUUUCGUCUUCGCGCGGGGAUCUCCUCAGGACCCCCCGGGAGAAACGCGCGAGCUGGUUUAGCGAACGGUGCUCACGUAAAAGAAGAUGCGGAAGUGCUGCUCGUGCUGGUCGUAGACUACGGUCCAAAUGCGCGAUGGUCAGGCCAUCGGAAGGCGGUGGGCUUCUGAUAGUCGGCUGGCUUCUGGCGCUGCGCUCCAUCGGCGCCGGCGCCCAGCUGGAUCCCGAUUACGGAUGUCCCCCUCAGGAGAGGAUACUGCCGUGCAGAUGCUCGACGCGCGACAUGGAGCUUCAGAUAUGGUGUAGUCAUAGCGAGCUACCGAAGGUAUUGGAGGGACUCAAGGCGGUGAGCCACUAUGUGGACCGACCGGUGGACGAGCUGAUUCUAGAGAACAACAAUCUACCGAGUCUACCUGGCAAAGUAUUCGCAACCCUGCGUGUCUUGCGCCUGAUGCUACGGAAUAACCGUCUCGAGAGGGUGUCGUCCGGCUGGCUGGAGGGUCUGCACGACUCGCUGCUCGAGCUCUUCAUUGUCGAGCCGGAUCUACGGUCCUUACCCGUGGACAGUCUGGAGAAUUUGCACGGUCUCGAGGCGGUAACGCUGCAGAGCCGGGUGAUGAAGCGACUGCCGAAGUUCUCCAGCCUGCCGAAGCUCAGAUACCUGCAGAUCAACUCGCCGGCUUUGCUGGAAUUAGCGCCAAGGAACUUCCGGGACAUUCCCAAUCUGGAGCAGUUGCACGUGUUCGGCAGCCCGAGACUGACCAGGCUGGAAGCCGGUCUCCUUCGAAGCCUACCGCGGCUGGAGUUGAUCAAUGUCACUGACUCCGGCAUCCACUGGAUCCAUCCGCGGGCGGCAAUCGAUCUACCGGAAUUAAAGGAGAUCUCGCUAGUGGGAAACGCGAUAAUCGACGCCGCCAUGGUCGGCCGUGCGUGCGUGGACCUGCCCUCGUUGUCGGUGAUACGUCUCGAUCGUAAUCGCAUCAAUCGCCUCGGCGAAGGUUCGUUCGUCGACCUGCCGGUGUUGUCGCGCCUUUAUCUGUCGCGCAAUCACAUUACGGAGAUGUUUGCCGGCGCAUUCCAGCGCGUGCCGGUCCUCAAGUCGGUGGACUUGAACCAUAACUUGAUCCACCGUAUACAUCCGGAGUUCUUCCCGCGCCGUACGGGAAACGUGCUGGAGGAGAUGUGGCUGAUCAAUAAUGAUUUGAGCCACAUAGCCGAGAUACGAUCAGUGCUUGAAGCUUUGCCGAGAUUGAAGUUCCUAGACGUCAGUCACAAUCAGCUGGAAGAGAUACCGUUCGGAGCUCUGAGAGGCCACCCCACUUUGGAGAGGCUGCACCUCAAUCACAAUCGAUUGGCGUUUCUGCAAAGGGAAACGUUCACGGCGAUGCCGGCGCUCAGAGAGCUCCGGCUAAAGAACAAUUCUCUGUCGAAUCUGCUGGAGGCUCCCUUCUGGAACUUACCCGCGUUGAAGGGGCUGGAUAUCUCGGAGAACUACUUCCGCCACAUAGAACCGCAUCUGUUCACCAACUUGCCGAAUCUCAGGCGGUUGGAUCUCAGCGGUAACGCGAUCAGUCUCAUCGAGCCCGAGUCCUUUCUGAAUACCCCAGCACUGGAGCACGUCAACGUGUCGGGUAACGCCUUAUCUGUCCUUCAUCCUCUCACCUUCCGCCACCUAACGAACCUCUACGAACUGGACGUUGGUUGGAAUCGCAUGCUAGAGGUGGUACCUGGUUUGCCAAAGGAUAUCGAGCACCUUUACAUGCCGAUGAACCGCAUCGUCGUUUUGCCGGUGGUGACCUCACAGGAUUUAGCCCUGCCAGCCCUUCGAUCGCUGGACUUUAGCGCGAACGGCAUCGAGAGAAUUACGCCCGGCACUUUCGCCGAUUUGCCGAGCCUGAGGAGACUGAAUCUGGGCUACAACGCGCUGCGGCUUCUCGACGACGGUGCCUUCGACGGGCUCAAUCGAUUGGAACAGUUGGACCUGAGAUACAAUCGGCUGGUCACGUUGCACGGACGUAGCUUCCGGCCGCUCAAGUCGUUGAUGGACGUGAACCUGCGGGGCAAUCGAGUGGAGGUCCUCCGGCCGGAUAUCUUUCAGGAGAACAUACGGCUGCAGAGGAUCGAUUUCAGCAGGAAUAAUCUCGCCCAAAUUCCCCACGCCACUUUCACCAAUACAAGAGACCUUCGUGAACUGUACGCAUCGCACAAUACUUUGACCGAGUUACCCGGAUCGCUGCACGGCUUAACAGCUCUUCGGGUCCUCGACUUGAGCUUCAACAAGCUGAACAUCCUAUCGCCGGAAACUCUGAGCAGCUUGUCGUCCUUGCUGGAGUUGAAGCUGGUCAGAAACCGUAUUCGAGAGCUACGGGAAGGCGCGUUCGACGGUCUACCGCAGCUGUCCCUGAUCGAUCUGGAAAAUAAUGAUCUCCGAGUUAUCGAAAGAAAUGCGAUCAGGGCGUUACCGGAGCUGCAAGCCGUCAGACUCGGCAAGAAUAGAUUGCAGUCCAUCCCCAGCGGCGCUUUCACCGAACUGCCGUUGCUUCAGAGCGCUGAACUCCAGGAAAAUCGCAUCCAGGAAAUCGCUAGUAAUGCCUUCAUUAACGUGCCACACUUGCUUUUCCUUAAUCUAAGUCACAAUCAUCUGCCGGGGCUGGAGUACGUCGGUCUGGAGAGUCUACGCUCGUUGGAGGUCCUUGAUCUCAGCCACAAUCGACUGUCCAGGGUUUCCAGCGACAGUCUGGCGGCUAUGGAAUGGCUGGUCGAGCUGAAGAUGGACAACAAUCGCAUCUGCGCGGUGCACGGCUCGCCUUUCGACGACAUGCCAAGGCUGCGGGUGCUGAGUCUGCGGAGCAAUCGCAUGACCGCGGUCUCUGAGAGCGCCUUCAAGAGGUUGCGAUCGAACAUCGCUAUCUUGGACAUCGACGGAAACCCGUUAUCCUGCUCUUGUGGUAUGCUUUGGCUGCGAGGAUGGCUACAACAGGCUUCCGCGGAGGGUCCUAGAUGCGCCGACGGUUCUCUCUUCAAGGAACUCCGACUGUCGCGUCAAGAUUGUCAGCGUGAGAGAUAUGUGGAACCGGUUCAUCCAGGAUGCGAAACCGAAAUGAUUAACGUUGCCACACCGUCGGUUUCCUCAUCCGCGUUCGGAAUCACGGAGACGGUGCCGCUCUGGAUGAACCUGAAGGACUCCUCGACGCAAAAGCCGUCCGUUUCCCAGGACUCCGACUAUUUCUACGAGUACUUGGAUUACCAGCAGGACAACACGAGCGCGUCCCCGUCGUCCGGCGUGUCCACCGUCAGCGUGCCUACGCAGACCGUGAAGAUCAUUCAGCCACCGCAGACGCAGAAGCCGCAGACGCAGAACCAACAGAAGAACACGACGUUGCCGGUGAAGAAGCACCCCGCGAUACCACCGUCGCCCAGCAGCUCCGGUUUCACUUUCUUUGGCGUGCCGUUACCGAGCCUGAACUUCAACCUGUGGGGUCACUCGGGCAGGAAAGCCGACAGGAAGGAGUUCUCGUCGUCUGGCAGACCGGGGCGCGGACGUUACCGAUUCUUCCCGCCCACGGAGCCCGAGAUUCACCGGGGUGGCUUCGUGCCCCUGCCGCGCGCUCAGAGCGGAUUCGUGCCGAUCGCCGAUCCCAGGUUGACGUAUAAAAAGCACGCGAAACACGAAAACACCACGCGGUCGUUAAACGCGAGCGGCACCGUUGUGCAGGAGGAACGCGCUAAAAAAAGCGGGAACAGCACCAUGACCAAGGUGGAAAAAGUCACCGUUCUCAGAGCCACCAAUAAAACACGAACGGAGUUUCGAGACAGGGAGGAAUUGUCGACCGCGUCGACAUUGGACCGAUCGGCCAUGCUGAUGAGCUCCUUCGAGUCUCACAAAAUCUCAACCGACGCUGGAAAAAUUAGCUCUAGUACUCCGGCUACAACAAUCGGCUAUAAAAGUAUGGAACCGAUAAUCGUGCAGGAGACGUCGCAAGAGGCUCACGAGACGUCGGUGUCCACUGAAAUUUAUGACGGCGAAAGUUUGGAGGUGAGUACAGAAGAUGUUAAAUUCAUCGAGAAACCACAGGUGGAAGUUGUCAGCAAGGUAAUCUGGACCACACCGAAAACUACGAUAACACAAUCGAGGAAGUCAACAAUCAUCAAGGACACCGUAACGGCGACAAUGGAAGUAACACCAUCGAAAGCAAGCAGUACCACACAGUGGGACCUUGAAGUUUCCGAACACGGGAGAGAUUCGAGCCACUUGAGCAGUACAACCAAUUUCUACGUCGACGACGAUCCGUAUAGAACGAAGACAAGCGCGCCGAUUCCGCGCUUCUCGACAUCGGCGACGACCUCCACGUUUAAUCGUCCCAAGGAGACCACGACUGCGACUAUCCCACACACCUCUCGAAGCACAGAAGCAUCUGCCCUGUCUGCGUUUCUGAUUCCGGGUGGGCAAGUGCCGUCCUCAGGAUCGGCGGUGAAUAUUCGUCCGCUCGGCAGAUCCACAAUUACCAAAGUCGCCUCGCCACACCUCGACCGCAAUCUAGGCGAGCAAUCGAGAGAAAGACAAAAGUUCGUCGCGGACGCUACUCUGAGGAACACCGAAGUCGCCGACGACACGACAUUAGGUCAGAACCAGGCGUUCGUCGUCGACGAGGAGGCCAGAGUGACGGACGAUGGUCCUUUCAACUGGUAUUUCCAGCAUUACAACGACACGAACCUGGAACCUUACGUGGGCGUAGUUUACAACGGAGUCACGAAGAUCAACGCGUGUCGAUGGUUAUUCCUGCUCGUUUUGAGCGUCCUGAUAUAAGGAUACCCGGAACUCACGGAAUUGUCUUCUUCUCGUUUCUUAUCUGCUUGGAGACAACAGUAACGAAACGCAGAGAUGAUUCGUGUCGAUCGGAUUUGUCGCCUCGAGACUACAAAUCAAUAAAGGAUAUCUUAAGGGCGUUAAGUACACGGAAGAAAGUUUUGUUGAAUUAACCAAAUAUCUGGUCGAAUAUGAACAAUCCAGAAAUUCCGAUUGAAGUAACCCGAAUUCUGUUUAAGACAACAAAAAAUCUUGUUAACUUAAAGAAUUCAGGUUACUUCAAUCGGAAUUUCUGGAUCGUUCAUACUCGACCAGACAUUUGGUUAAUUCAACCAAUCCUUUUUUUCCGUGUAGUUUGUAGGCAUAAAUUAAAGGAGUUUCUUUGGAAUUAUUUUACAAACAAAUUAGAACACUUUUUUUUACUUUUUAACUUAUCAUAUUUUGAGGAAGUUACAUGAUUUUUUCAUAAGUAAAACUCGCAUAUUAAUUGAAUUAUAAGACACGGCGCAAUACGCUCGUGUCCUGCACGAUACAAUCGCUUGCAGUGAUCUAAAACAAAAACAAUAAAAAAAAUAAAAAGAUAUAUUUAUAUGAAUGUGGCUAUUAUUUGAACUAUGACUAAUUGAACAUUGGACUAAUUGCAAUAUUACAAUUUAUUUUUUGACCCCAUCAUUUUGUUAAAUCUUGUUAUUAAUCCAAUGAGUUUAGAUAAUAGUCACACUUAUAUAAAAUAAAAAUUUUAUUUUUUAGUUUUAAAUGAUCACAAGCGGCUAUAUGCACGCCAACAGGAUACGUGUUACGCCACACCCUAUAACUUCAUGUAACUUUUUCCAAAUAUAAUAAAAACAUACUUGAAAGUUAAAAAAUAUAUGUUUUAUAAAUGUAUAUUUACAAUUUCUUUGUAAAAAAAAAUGCUAAAAAAACUUUUUUAAACUCUUUUUAACUCAUACUUAGAAACUGUCCACAAAAUCCUUAAAGACAUCAAAAAUAUUCAAAAGAAAUAAGACGCCUUUUGGAGAUGUCUUUAAGACAUCUUUUAGCAGAUUGUACUGUCUGGAUUGUGAGAGAUGAUUAAGUACACCGCAAUGAAG
Molecule: messenger RNA, 6051 nt
Organism: Odontomachus brunneus
Lineage: Eukaryota; Metazoa; Arthropoda; Insecta; Hymenoptera; Formicidae
Gene: atk
Product: protein artichoke
Exons: 11
Coding region: 290-4960 (1556 amino acids)
Molecular function (GO): protein binding
Source: RefSeq, a predicted model, not a curated record